Molecule: messenger RNA, 375 nt
Organism: Hansenula ciferrii
Lineage: Eukaryota; Fungi; Ascomycota; Saccharomycetes; Phaffomycetales; Wickerhamomycetaceae
Gene: IES6
Product: Ies6p
Exons: 1
Coding region: 1-375 (124 amino acids)
Biological process (GO): chromatin remodeling
Cellular component (GO): Ino80 complex
Source: RefSeq, a predicted model, not a curated record
AUGACAGAAGUUGAUAUUUAUGAAGUUGCACAAUCAAAUAGUGGACCUUUCUCUUUUAAAAAUCCAAAUCAUAAACAUCCAACAAGAAGAGUUAAAGCAACAAAACAAUUAAUUAUUGAUGAACAAAAAUAUUUAAAAUUAAAUGAAGAUAAAUUAAAAUCAAAUUCAAUAAAUUAUUUCACAAUUGAAAGUCCACCUUCUCUGAAACCAUCCAAGAAAUAUUGUGAUAUUACAGGUUUGAAAGGGAAUUAUAAAAGUCCUUCAAGUGGGAUUAGAUAUUAUAAUGGUGAAAUUUAUUCAAUUGUUAAAAAUAUGGCAUCUGGUGUUGAUCAACAAUAUUUAGAGUUAAGAAAUGCAAAUGUUGUUUUGAAAUAG